Molecule: messenger RNA, 2111 nt
Organism: Mandrillus leucophaeus (drill)
Lineage: Eukaryota; Metazoa; Chordata; Mammalia; Primates; Cercopithecidae
Gene: EFCC1
Product: EF-hand and coiled-coil domain containing 1
Exons: 8
Coding region: 162-1226 (354 amino acids)
Source: RefSeq, a predicted model, not a curated record
CCGACAGCGGUCCUGACUGCGAGCGCGUUGCGCGGCUGGAGGAGGAGAAUAGCAGCUUGCGCGAGUUGGUGGAGGACCUGCGCGCUGCGCUGCAGAGCAGUGAUGCGCGCUGCCUAGCACUGCAGGUCGGGCUCUGGAAGAGCCAGGCGAGCACCCACGAGAUGGAGCGCGGCGGACCGGAGGCUGCGGUGCGGGAACUGCGGCAGGCACAAGGCGCGCUGGCUGCGGCGGAGGCCCGCGCUGGGCGGCUGCGCCGUGGCCAGGCCGAGGUGCGGCGGCGCGCGGAGGAGGCCCGGCAGGUGGUGCUGCGCAGCCUGCACCGCGUGCGAGAGCUGGAGGCGCUGGCGCGACAGGUGCCCGGCUUGCAGCGCUGGGUGCGGCGGCUGGAGGCGGAGCUGCAACGCUACAGGUCAGAGGACUCCCAGCUCCCAACCCCACAGUUAGCCAGCCCAGAGCCAGGAGACAAGAGUAAUGAACCUGAAGAUGCUGGGACCAGAGACCCAGACCCCACUCCAGAGGGAGCCUGGCAGUCAGACAGCAGCUCCGGAAGCAGAGCCCUGGAUGAAGUGGACGAGCAGCUGUUCCGAUCCGUGGAGGGCCAGGCCGCCUCUGACAAGGAGGAGGAGGAGGAGGAGAAGUGGCGGGAGGAGCAGAAGAUGCCGGCAGCUGAGGCCAAGACACUGCUGGCCCGGCUCUCCAGCUGCAGAGGCAGGUGUGAUGACCAGACGGCGGAGAAGCUCAUGACUUACUUUGGUCACUUCGGCGGUGCCGACCAUGCCUGCACCCUGGGGGAGUUGGAGGCCUGCGUUGCCAUGCUGGUGGAGCAGCUGAGGACUCAGGGCUGCGGUGGGAGGACCCUGGGGACCUCUGGGGAGGAGGCAGAGUUGCAGCAGAAGGUGGAAGAGAAUGAGCACCUGAGGCUGGAGCUGCAGAUGGUGGAGACUGAGAGGGUGCGGCUGUCCCUGCUGGAGGAGAAGCUGGUGGACGUGCUGCAGCUCCUGCAGAGGCUCCGGGACCUGAACAUAUCGAAAAGAGCCCUGGGGAAGAUUUUGCUGAGCACGCUGGACGCUUUCAAGGACCCCACCCACGUGGGGAGGCCCAGCCCCGCAGCCAUCCUGGAUGCCCUGCACCAAGCCUUGGCUGCCUGCCAGCUGUUGAGGAGACAGCCCUCCGCACCAGCCUCUGCAGCAGCUGCGCUCGCCAACCCCCUCCUCGUCUCCUGCUGAGGUUACUGGCCCAGUCUGUGGGCACCCUGCUCAGCCUGACUGCCUUUGGACCAGCCUCCAUGAUCAGCCCAACCACUGACAGCUGGUCUGACCACCGUCACAUCAUCAGAACUUGAGUCUGUGCUGGCUCCUUCCAAGGUUGAGCUCAAACCCACAGCCUCCCACUGCAGUGCCUGGAAGCCACCCCUUCCUUGGGCUCCUCCACAUUCCCUCGUAGCCCCUGCAUUCCUGCCACCAGAGUCCACAUUAAAGCCCUGCAGUUGCUGGAUCAGCCUGCACCUGAUGCUAUAUCUUUCCCCUGCCCUCAGGGCAGAGGUGCCCACUUUCUAACUGAGUCUGACCCCGAAUCUCUUCCCCAGGGUUUCAGGAUCUCCUCCCCUCCCAGCACUGUCUCCUUCCUCCCACCAGCAUGCCUGCUGCAAGGGAGACUGGGCCCAACCUUUGGGAUACCUGGUCUGUAGGAAAGCACUCCACACCCCAGGAAAUGUUGAUGACUAGGAAAGGCUGCGGGAAUUCCAAGGAAUAAUCACUGUAGGCUCCCUGGUGGAAGCUGGCCUUGAACCAGCUCUAGAAGACAGGUAGGAUUUAGGCAAAAGAGAAGGGAAGGGCAUAGAAUCUAAGGUAACCGCAAGAGCAAAGGUGUGGAACCAGCAGGGAGCCUCAGGAAUGCAGUGCUUGGAGCCCUUGCUCCUGAACACACACUAACUCCUGAACUGCCAGCCGCUCCUCCCGAACUGCGUCAUGGGGUUGCAAGAAGGCGUGGCCAAGAUGCCUGGUAUCACCUAGCUUAAACUGUCAUGAGAGAGAAAGAGCCAUUGCCAAACAGUGCCAUGGGGGUGAAACCAGUGCCAAAUGGAGGUAAAAUUAAGUGUUGUAAGAGCCCAA